AUGACAAUGUCUUCUUUCACGGAGCCUCACACCAGCAGAUCAACCUCCUUCUUCAUCGACGACAUUCUCCUCAACAAACCUAAACAACUACCUCGCGACUUCACAGCGGUGGCGGGAUUGCGGUCGGCGUUUCCUGAGUACGGGUAUGCGUGUCUACCCGGGACCCCCGCCUUCUACACCCACCCGUUCCUGGCCCACGGGGCAGGGCUUAUCCCCAAGCACCCAGACCACCCAGCCUUUCUCAUCCCGACUUCCAGCGGUCUCCCGUUAACCCCACUGUUCCAACACGACAGCCCAGGAAAACACUGUCGCCGGAGGAAGGCCCGUACUGUGUUCAGUGACCAGCAGCUGAAUGGAUUAGAGAAGAGGUUCGAAGCCCAACGGUAUCUUUCGACACCCGAGAGAAUGGAACUGGCUUCUCAACUCAGUCUGUCAGAGACACAGGUUAAGACGUGGUUUCAAAAUAGAAGAAUGAAACAAAAGAAAUUGCAGCGUAAAACACAAGAUGACAAUGACCCCUCUAACACAAGCGACAAAAACAACCAUUCCGACAGUCAUUCUGACAUAGGCGAUGACCGAUCAGACAGCGGCCAUAUUGAAAGUGAUACACCUAUUACUAGUUACAAGGACUGCGCAUGCUCAGAAAACGAAGACACUGAAGAAAUAAAUGUUGUGGAUACAGAUAUUGAACAUCCUUCUACUUCGGCGUCAUAA
Haliotis rubra (blacklip abalone) is the source of this 714-nucleotide messenger RNA. Its product is annotated as brain-specific homeobox protein homolog. NCBI's taxonomy places the organism in Eukaryota, Metazoa, Mollusca, Gastropoda, Lepetellida, Haliotidae. Gene Ontology annotation, biological process: regulation of DNA-templated transcription. Gene Ontology annotation, molecular function: DNA-binding transcription factor activity, RNA polymerase II-specific; DNA binding. Bases 1 to 714 code for a protein of 237 amino acids. The transcript is spliced from 4 exons. The record is from RefSeq and is a predicted model, not a curated record.